Molecule: messenger RNA, 1227 nt
Organism: Mycena indigotica
Lineage: Eukaryota; Fungi; Basidiomycota; Agaricomycetes; Agaricales; Mycenaceae
Exons: 5
Coding region: 1-1227 (408 amino acids)
Source: RefSeq, a predicted model, not a curated record
AUGCCAGCCCGCGCAGGGCCAUCCACCGCCAAAGCCGCUGCCAGAACUAAACCAAGGGCGGCCACCACAGAAGACGAGGAGGAAAUCACUGUCAUCGAGCCCCGAAAGGUUCCCGCACGAGCGAGCAGCCGGCCGGCCGCGUCAAAGGGAAAGGGCAAGGCAAAGGCUGAAAAAGAGGUCGAGAUUGUGGAACAGUCGCCAGAUGAACUAGACGAUCCAGGGCCUGCGAACGGCGCUCCAACCAUUGCUGGGCGAAGUAGGAUUCAAGCAGCCCCAACAACAAAUAAAUCUGCCAAUUUUCCUGUGCCGCAUUCACGCCAGACGGAGCGGUUGACGCGUCGAUUGGAACAGGCCAAUAAACACAUCGCGGAAUUGGAAGCCCAACUUAAGGAAGCGUAUAGGGUGCGCACUACCGAAGCAGAGGAUUUGUUAGCACAACAACUAGACAAACACCAAGAGGUCAUCCGAGCAAAAGACGACAUUAUAAAGCAACAGGCAGAGAUGCUGUCCCACAAAGAACCGCUCGCCAGCGAGGGCAAGACCUCUGUUCUAUACCUCGUCACUCGUGAACAGGCAGACGCGGACAAGCGUUCAGCAGAGGAGCAGGUGACAUUUUGGAAACGUGAGGCGGACCAAAGGGCAGAUCAAGUAGAGGAGCUCAAGCAAAAAGUGAAAGACCUCGAAUACGAAGUGGAGUUCGAGCGCGAAAAUGCGACUAAGGCGCGUCAGCAAAAAGGCGGACCUCUUUACACUCCAGCGCCGGCCUCAGGUCGCAAUGUGCUUGGCGCGUCAGAGCCAAAGCAUGCUGAACUCAUCAAGUUCUACGAGGACAUGACCAACACGCUUGUCACGGACAUAAAGCUGCAAGAGCCCAAAUUCUUCAACCUCGACGAAUGGCUGUUCACGUGUAUUUAUACGUACGUCAACAAGGAGGGCGAGAACCAACGCAGUCUCGGGUUCAGCCUGCGCUUCACCCACGAGCCAUUGGAUGACGAGGAUGCAGAAGAGCCUCAAUCAGUAAACGAUCUGGAAAAGCGAGUACGGUUUACGCCCCUCACGCUGGACAAGGAAAGCCCAGAAUUUGUCAACGUCCUCGAUUUUCUGGGCGGUGGAUUUACGUUCCAGAGGACACAAUUGCCACUAUUCUUCAGUUCGUUGUUGGAAAACAUGAAACGAGCUUGCGAGCCUCCGCCAGAAGAAGAAGACGACAGUAUGGAGGUGCAAUGA